Molecule: messenger RNA, 1577 nt
Organism: Moneuplotes crassus
Lineage: Eukaryota; Ciliophora; Spirotrichea; Euplotida; Euplotidae
Source: the annotation of a GenBank genome assembly
AUGUCACAAAGAUCAAUUGGCAGUCCCAAAAACAAGAAAAUAAAUCAGAACUCUAAUGACUUCUACGAGAUGGAAAAUGAAGGCGAGCCUCUUAUACCCCAAGGUGGCUUAGUCAGAGAUGGAAUGUCGUUGAUAAACAUCGCAGCUUACGGUGUUGCUCAUGUUUACAACGACUUUUGAGCCACCCUAUGGUUUAUGUAUUUACUUUAUUUUCUUACUUAUCCCGUUGGCCUUGGACCAGGAAAUGCCUCGUUAGCAUUACUUUCAGGACAAAUAGCAGAUGGACUUGCAACCAAUAUUGUUGGGUUGUUGAUUGACAAAACAAAUACAAGAAUUGGUAAAAACAAGCCAUGGUAUAUUUUUGGAUUUGUUCUAGUACUUCCAACAUUCAUAUUGACGUUUAAUACUUGAAUCCUAUGCGAUCUUUUCUGAGAUAAAGACAAUGACGAUAGACCUACUUGCAAGGGACUUGAGAUGGCAUACUUCAUAAUCUUACCAGCUCUUUUCAAUAUCGGUUGGGCAGCAGUUCAGAUAUCUACUAUGGCUGUUGUCGUAUCAUUAUCUUUGAGCCAAGGAAGAAGAGAUAGAUUGGUCUCUCUGAGGAACGGAUUCACUUAUGCAUCAAAUCUAUUUGCACUAGUGGUUGCCAUUAUAUUCAUUCUAUUAGUAUCCAACCAGAUCUGGACUUUCAGAUUCCUAGCAUGGACCCUCACAGCCAUUGGAGUGCCUCUCUGAUUAUUUUUCGUGUUUCUAGUUCCAGAAGUUAGACUUGCAAAAGAAGCGAUUUCUUAUGACAAGGAGUAUAGAAAAGUUAAUGGAGAGAAAGAGGAUAAUACUGGGGAAGAAGAGAGCGAAAGUGAAGAGCAUAGCGAAGAAAGCUCUGAUAAAACUAAAGCACAGAAGACGUGGAAAGAUUGGCUCAAAAGUGGAGCUUUUUAUGUUCAUGCUAUUGUUUAUACUUUUACUCGUAUGGCUGUAAAUGUCACGAUGACAUUGACACCUUUUUAUUUGAUACAUGUUCUAGGGUUUAAGAGCGAGGAAGGUGAACCAGCCCCUCCUGAAAUUGCUACUGUGCCCCUCGUUUCCUACUCUUGAUCAAUGAUUUUCUCUCUGCUCUUCUACAACAGACUGGUAUCCGCAUUCGGGAAUAGACUACAUCCAUUGUUUAUCGGAACAGUACUAGUAGUUGGUUCAUCAAUCCCCUUCUUCUUUAUGAAGCCUUCUUUCUCAUGGCUGGUAUACGUCACAGUAGGAUUCCAAGGGGUCGGCCUUGCUAUUAUGCUCAACAUUGCAACCAGUCUUAUAUCAGAUGUCAUUGGGAACGAUGACCAGAGCAGUGCCUUUGUUUAUGGUACAUACUCCCUUUGUGACAAAUUUGUCAAUGGGUUCCUUCUAGUUGCUAUAGGAAAUACUGUAAUCGAGAACGCAACUUGGCUCAGAUGGCUAUCAAGUGGACUUCCAUUGGUUUCUUCAAUCGCUACUUUCCUCUUCGCAAUGAUUGGAAAGAUCUAUUAUGCAGAUAAAAUGAGGAAAGUGUCUGUCAAAAAUCGCAAAUAAUAAUCUCAUCUGAUGCUUCA